GAAGUGUUCUGUCAAAGUCAAAUUCUGAAUGCGUGUGUUGGGGAGCGGCUUUUUUUCAUUUUGAAAAAACCUUUAAUUUCAAUAAUAAAGAAUAAAGAUGGAUUUAAAUUUAUCCGUUUUUCAAGAACCCAGAGGGGUAAUGCGUAUAUUCCAUGUUGUGUUUUCGAUUUGUGCAUUUUCGACUAUAACAGGAUAUUCUACCCAGAUUAUUUUCAAUUGCCUGAGCGAGAGAAGCUUAUAUGAACUAAGUUAUCCUUUCGAUUUCCUUUUUGAGAGGAAAUUUGGAAACUGCACCUUAGAUGUAACAGGAAAUUUCUCAUCAGAUGCCAAAUUCUUCGUUACCACUGGGGUCUUAGCAAUGCUGUAUUCAAUAGUCAUCAUAUUGGUAUACAUUAAGUUCGAUGAAGCUUAUAAAAGAAACCCCAAAAUACCAAUGCUUGAUUUCCUCAUCACAGUAUUUUUUGGAGUUUUGUGGCUAUCUAGCAGUGCUGCAUGGGCAAAUGGUCUAGUUGGUUUAAAAGCUGCAACCAACAGACCUGGGGAAACCAAAGGGCCAUGCCAAACUUGCUCAGUUACUACCAGUAACUUCUCUACGCUUAAUAUAUCUGUGAUUUUCGGAUUCCUGAACUUUUUCCUGUGGGCUGCUGAUUUAUGGUUUGUUUACAAGGAAACCCAGUGGUUCCAAGCAGCACAACCUCAACCUAAUGAAGGAAUGUAAUCACCAUAGAUUGCCAUAACUUAUCUAUAUCUUUGAUCCAUAUCAGGUGUAUGGAAAAGUCUGCUGAACACCCAAAUAUUUUAUCAUAGAAUUAGUCCAAAAUUAUGGAAAGUCUGAAUUCUUCACUAUGCCAUAGCCAUACUGAAAGGUAGAAUUAUCAAAGAGCGAAAACAAAGAAACAUAUUGUUUUGUUGAAGAAUAUUCAUUCGAGAAACUAUAAGAGUAAGUCUACAGAAAAAGUUAGAUCGUUAAUAUUUGGGGAGGAUUCAAAUCAUUAAAUGUGCAAAUGAGCUAAAAUAGUAAAGAACUUGGAAAGCUGUUUAUCCACGAAUACAUAUAUUGGACGACAACUUACGUAUUGUGGAUUCAGAUUUCGAUAUUUUUGGGCAAAAAACCCUUUCUAGCUUGCUUUUUCCUUCCAACUUUACCUGUGUUCACUGUGUUUGAUAAUUUUCAUUCUGUUAACCUAAACUUCGAUGCCUAACUAGUCACUUUCUGUAAUAUUUUAAGGGAUAAAAUAUCCCACUUCUGACCCAAUAUUUGAUUUAGUAUUAUUCUGAAGUGAGAUACGAGAAUAAAAUCUUGUACUUGUAUCCUAAAAUAAAAAUGCUGUUGGAACACUUUCGAAUCUCGUCAAAUGAUGCGUAAUCCUGCACCUAGCAAUCUCCGCAUUGUACAAAGUACAGGGUGCGACAGCAUAACAUCCUUUUUCAAAACUUCUACGAAUAAGAACGUUUUCAAUUGUUUUUUAUUUUACAUACACUUUGUCAUGAUUCUUGUCUGCGAUAUGUUGGCAAUUUCUUCCUGUAGGGCGUUGUUGGAACAAAAUGUCACCCAAGUAGCACGUGUUUCGUUUGUUGAUAGCAUCCUCAGGCGCGACACCGAGAAGAGGUUCACGCAUGCAUUCAUCCGAGAAUUGAAGUCACGUUCCUGCACAAAGUUAUAUUGUAUUAGGCGAUCUAAAGGGCCAACGAACACCAGUUCUUCAUCUGGUUCCACUUGCAGUUUGUCUGAAAGUAGUGACCCACGUAACAAAUAAAUUCCGGUCCGGGACGGGGGCCAACGGGGCUAAAUUAAAGCUAUCCCAAAAGGCGAGCUGGGUUAAAAUCAUAGAACAUCUACUCUAAAAGUAGGCCUCAAAGGCAAAAUCAAACUGGAUGCUGGCUAUUGAACUCAAUCGCGUGCAUUUUAAAAAAAGUAGUUAUCCUGCCGCACUCUGUAGAAUUUUGUUAAUUCUUUCCUAACAGUAAAUAAGAGACCAAAAAUUAUUUGCCAUUCAAUAGUGUACCUAUUGCUUCGAAAAAUUCACUUAAUCUGUGUAUAUAUGUAUGUUUUGGACAGUGAUGGAAUAAUUUAGCUGCUAAGUUGAGUGACCCUUCAUACAACUUGAUAAUAAAUAGUAACCAACAAACCAUAGGAAAUUUUAUACUACACAGCACCGCGACUAUCUAAAAAUACGCUGGGUUGCGUUCGUAAAUUGUUACAGAGAAUAAUUUGUACUACUCUGUAACAAUUUCAGCGUUCGUAACAAAGUAACCCUUCCGGAUCGUCAAAAGUGCAGUUUUCUUCCGGUGUUCAAAACCUUGGAAAUAAGAGUGUUAUCACUUGUCAGUCUCGUGGUUGUUUGUUUACUUUAUGUGGCUAUCACUAUAAAUUAACUACUUCAUAUCCAUAGCGUUUCUUAUAAUAAAUACUAUGGUCGCAGAAGACGUGGUUAGAAAUUAGUCGCAUGUCAUUACAUGAAUCUGUAGUAAUUUAGGCGUUCUAAAAAUAAAGUUUCAUAGUAUUCCGGAGUUAAAUUCCAUCUGGUAAUCAACAUUCCGUUACUGUGUCCAGGUGAUUUACAAAUGCACCCCUGAAUUUCUGCCACCUCGGGAGCUCGGUACACCUUAUGAGAAACUGCCAUCUGUGAUCGUAUAGUCGUUUGUGGGUUACACGUUUUAAAUAGUCUGUUCUUAUCUGUAGUUGCGAUGCUGUGUCGUAUUAGAUAUGCUGUGAUCAAAGGUUGAAAGCUGGAUUAUUCUAGCACUGCUUUUCUUGUUAUUAUUCAGAAUUAGAAUUUGUUAUUUUAUCGGUUUCACUUUGAGAGACAGUGUUGUAGAAGAAUUCACAUUUUAUUUUUGUAGUGGGUUAAUUGUACCUUGAUGUUAAGGUAGCUUUCAGGUAAAGGAAUACUUGAGUCAAUUUGGUAGACCAAUUAAACAUAGUGGUUGUCGUUUUCCCAAAAAAAUAAACAAAAAAAAAUUAGUAAUUAGCGGGUGAAUUCUAAAAAGUUAUCAUCAACUAACAUAUAUGAAUCUGAAGAACAUCUCUAUCAACAUUUGCCGUUUUCCUCUACAAACUGGACAAUAACUAUUAAGAGUUCUUGAUAACUUUUUAACGAUCUAGGCCGAGAUUUAGAAUCACAUUGUAACUAUAGGGUCCAAAAAUUACAGACAUUUCAUAUGAGAAAUUAUUGUGCAGUAUUUUAUGGUAUAAGAACAUUUUGAAAGGUUAUAUAACGUCAGAAUGGUUUCUGUGUUAAUAUACGAUUAUGUCAGGUUUUUAGAGAUAAAGUAGACGACAACGAUAUUGUUUUCGUUUCCAUUUUUUGCCGAUUCUCAAAAAACUGCUAUAAAACCGAGAACCGGAGGCAUGAGGACAGAGACGGAUCUGAAAAUUUUCAAACAUUUUCAGGUUUCAAAUCUGUGAAUUCUCCGCAGGGAACAACUCUCGCCUAUUUCCACCAAUUCUCGAUGUACCAUCUUUGCUGUGGGAAUUUCAUUACGUUUAUAAUGAUCAUACACUAUGUCCCUUAUUUCGGCAGUUGUUGCUGCACUUAAAGGUACAGAUGUCACCCAUUUCACGUAACAUUAAUGCAAAUCUGUUGAGCAUCAACAGACAGGCACAUUCUUUAAGAAAUACGACGGUAUUCCUGGCUAUCAUUGCUGCCCUCGUUACUGCUAUCAGUAUCAUGCGCACUAUAAGUAUCACUGUCAGAAAAGGCUUUGCUACAAGAUGGGUUUCCAUCAUUCAUAGCGCCUUUGUGCAUAUAAUUUUCGAUGUCCGUGGGCCCCUGACCUGCCUGAGCAGAUCGUUCCCAAGGGCGGAAAAAGAACUGAAAAUAUAUUCCUGAGUACCGCUCUGUGCAGGUCUUCAUAGCGCAGUCACAUUAUGUGAACUUGUUGUUACGACAGUAUCGAAACAGUGCGAUUUUUUAGAUUCGCUGCAUUCAAACCAAUAAUUGUAUCGAACUAUUAGAGCUUUUUAGCUUAUUGCACAUUGCCUCAAAUGUGUAAUUUAUACAGAUGAACCAGAUUCCAUUAUUAUUUAUAUCGUAUCAUAUAAUGACCGUACUAUAUGGUGGGUCGGAAACGCAAGAAAGCAGAAGAAAUGUAAGCGAAUAUAUAAUAUCGUUGUCGUCUAUUAUAGUUCUGUUAUGUUUGGAACCCUAAAACGGAAAAGUAGUAGUAGAUCGGUACAAGAGUAGAUGUAAGAUUGCUACUUAAUUUUGUUCAACCGUUUGAAUUGGUUGUUUUAUUAUUAUUUGAUUCCAUCCUUAUUGUAAGUAUACUUAAUCUCGAAUUUAGCACAAAAUAUGACUGAGAACAGUAUCUGUUAAUAAUAAGUAUGAAAAGCGCCAAGAUAUUGGGAAUAAUAACAGUUGGGGAUAUAACGUUAUGAAUACCUACCUUAUUUAUUCUACUAUGUAUCCUGGUACAAUAUUUUUAUAGGAUUAAUGUUUUUAACAUAUUUGUUCAUAAUUUUCUACCUUGUAUUAUUUUUUGUUUGGAAUAAAGAAAAGUCUAC
Acanthoscelides obtectus is the source of this 4507-nucleotide messenger RNA. NCBI's taxonomy places the organism in Eukaryota, Metazoa, Arthropoda, Insecta, Coleoptera, Chrysomelidae. The record is from the annotation of a GenBank genome assembly.